This is a messenger RNA of Didymosphaeria variabile, 1107 nucleotides long. RefSeq lists its product as uncharacterized. Gene Ontology annotation, molecular function: oxidoreductase activity. The transcript has 2 exons. The record is from RefSeq and is a predicted model, not a curated record. Bases 1 to 1107 code for a protein of 368 amino acids. NCBI's taxonomy places the organism in Eukaryota, Fungi, Ascomycota, Dothideomycetes, Pleosporales, Didymosphaeriaceae.
AUGAUGGUACCUCCGCAAAGAAUAAGGCAGUGGUCAACAGGCCAGGACGGGCUGGAUAAGCUGAGACUGGACGAGACUGACUGUCCCACACCGGGGCAAGAUGAGGUCCUCGUCGAGGUCCAUGCUGUUAGUUUGAACUAUAGAGACACAGAGGUCGCAAUGGGCCUUUACAAUCACCACAAAUCCGUCGACCAUCCACCAGCACUGGUCCCUUGCAGCGACAUGUGCGGGGUGGUCGUUGCUGUCGGCCCGUAUUCCAAGAACACCUCGGAUCCUUACAAGAAUCCUGCGUUCCAACUCAAGGAAGGUGAUCGGGUAAUCAGCACCUUUGCUGCCACUCACUUGACGGGUCAGGUGCAAGCUUCAGAUGUUGCAAACGGCCUCGGAGGUCCUGCGCCGGGCGUCUUGACUCAGUACCGCGUCUUUCCCACGUACAACGUCGUCAAGGUCCCCAACUACCUGUCUGCCCAGGAAGCGAGCUGCUUGCCUAUCGCCGCAAUGACUGCCUGGAUGAGCUUGAACUGCAUGCGCGCGCAGGGCGAGAUCAUCGGGCCGAACGAGACCGUGCUCUGCCAAGGGACCGGAGGUGUCAGCAUAGCAGCUCUUCAGAUUGCUGCCGCCGCAGGCGCUUCUGUCGUCAUCACCAGCUCGUCCGACUCGAAGCUCGAGCGCGCACGAAAGCUCGGUGCGAAAACGCUUGUCAAUUACAAUUCGACGCCGGACUGGGAGGCGUUUGUGCUCAAAGCGACUGCCGAUGCCGGCGCCGAUGUUGUCCUUGAGGUGGGCGGCGCCAAGACGCUGCGCAAGUCUUUCGACUGCGUCAAGUUCGGCGGCCUGAUCGCGUGUAUAGGUUACCUCAGCGGAAAGGUAGACGAUGACACGGACCGGACCAACACGAACCUCUUAUGCCUGAAAAGGAAUGUUACGCUCAAAGGUAUCUUGAAUGGGCCAAGGGACAGGCUCGAGGAGAUGCUGCGGUUCUACAAAGAAAAGGGCAUCAAGCCCGUGGUAGACCGAGUGUUCAAAUUUGAGGAGGGUAAUGAAGCACUGAAAUACUUAUACAGUGGCGGUCAUUUCGGCAAAGUGGUCGUUCAAGUCAAAGAGUAG